UGGCUCCUGACCUGUUGUCUCGCUGAGAUAAAACUCUAACACUCUCUAUCCUUUUGUCCUAUGGACACUGGGUAGUAUUCUAAUAUGCUUUAUGCAGCAGUUUUAGAUUGUUUCAGCAAUUCCUCUUCCAGAGCAAAAAGAGUCCAAAACACAUCAGCGCACCUUGACACACAAGUAAAAGUCCAUUUGCUUGUUCUGACUCUUGAUUCAUUCUUGAGUCAUUAGACAUCAUGGAUAGAUUAUGAAAUCCUCUCUUACAACAGAUUAUCUGUAAUGGAUUAAUAAUAAUGAUAUACAAUUCACACUGUCUGUAACUUGACCUCAUCACUGAUGACCACGCACUAUUGCGCAGUGACCCAGUAGUUUUCCAUUUUGACCUUGUCUUUUAAAUUGACUUGUGGGCAAUGAGGCAAUGUCUAACGAUUUCAUUGUCUGUACAGUGUGACAUCUCCUCAUCUAAUUAGCAAGAACUGUCCUUGAAAUAAAUGUGUAGUAAAAAUGUGUUUAUGAGUCACUGACUCUAGACUACUUCUACCCAAAUACAGCCAAGUAUUAACAGCACAGCAGGACUAGAAAUUGCUACUGACCCAAGAAAAAAGGACAGUUCAAAAGAUACUGCAGAGGCAUAAAACUUUGAAGUGAAAGUUAAUGUGAGGGAGGUAAUUCACCUCUGUGUUUAGAUUCUCAGGGAAUUUUUCUGCUGUUUACAAUCAAAAAAGAAAAAUGCAGCUCUCUUUACCACUUUUAUGAAUUAUUGUACAUCACACACCAGUGAUGACCAUCUCCCUCAUGGCAUGCCUUGUCCUUAGAUCCGAGUCACUGCACCACUGUGACAGAAACUACGUUGCUGAUAUGAAUUUGCACUGCAUAACAAGGAAACAGAUGGCCAGAUGCUUCACUGCUGCAUUCGGUUACAGUGGGCAGUCAGAUGACCUGCUAGUUGUUUUCCUAUAUAAUACUGCUUUUCAUUCACUACAGUAAAAUCAAUUUAAAUACUAGUCUCUUCUUCUUCACCAUGUCCAAGGAGCUUGCAUUCGUAAGCCUUUAAGCAGAGGGGCUAAUUCAAUUUGACCACAGCAAACAGCACCAAUUAAAAAUACAUCAUCAAACCAGGCUUGGAGGAUAAUGCUGUGCUGUACCAAAAAUACCUUUGCAGCAUUUACUGGCCAGGAGCAGUGAGAGGCAGCAUUUCUCCUGCUGGCUAAGUCAUGAUAUUCCUGUCACAUUUUGGUGGAGUCAUUUUUAGAAAAGCCAAAUAAACCAGGGAGGGGAGAAUGAAGAGAGAAGAAAAAGAAGAGGCGGAUUGCUUGUUUAUGCUGCUGCAUCCGUCCUGGUGUUGCUGGGGGGGUGGGGGGUUGUUGUGAAUGACUGAGACAGCAGAGCAGCUGAGGGAGACUAACAAGUGGUUGCCAUGCAGCAGGAGCAAGCGUGCGUGCUUCGUGCUUCUGGAGGGAGAGAUAGAGAAACAGAAUGAUAAUGAGUAUGAGGCAGCAAGUAAGGGAGCAUGAGAAGAGGAGCUGUAUCUCCGAGAAGAGACACAUAUCAUAGCUUGAUCUAGCCUCUCCCUCGCUUCUCUGUUGCUCUCUUUAUCUCUCGCGUUUUGUUUAGAUGAGAGGUUAGCCUAGCCAGAAUGCCAGCAAUGAAUGGAUUAAUGGAUAUAUGUCUGAGAGCUCCAAGAAAGAGGAGUUGUUCACAAGAAACAGCAGCAACAGGUCUGUAAGGAUGGAACGAUAAUGACGGUAACAUGCAGGCUUCUAAACGCCUGACCCCAUCAGAGGAGAGAUGAGACACCUAGAUGUUGGUUUACCAUGUGUAGCGUCCACUACAACCACUCCCUUGCUGCCAUGAGCGGAAACGACAUGAUGGCGCACUCUCUGACUCUGGAGCAGAAGACAGCAUUUGCCUUUGUGGGGAUGUUACUGGUGUUCCUGGGGCUGCUGAUAGUAAGGUGUUUCAGGAUCCUGCUGGACCCCUACAGCAGUAUGCCUUCCUCUAACUGGGCUGAUGGCAUCGAGGGACUGGAGAAAGGGACAUUUGAGUACGCCCUUACUUAACACAGGGACACAUAUAUCCAUAGAUGUCCUCACAAACAGAAAAGCCUAUAGACACACAUAUGCAUACACACAGACACGAAUACACUUGCACACAUGCAAACAGACACAAGCCACAGCUCUGCACAACCAUUGCACCAUUAAGACAGCUCUCUGUGAUGGACCGAACUAAGGGACUGAAGCUGUGUAUGUUGUUCAAAGUGUGUGUGCGCUGUUAGUUCAGAGCCAGUGUAGAGUCUCUCUACUGUAUGUGACUACAUGUCUGUUGUGUGUCUGAGCGAGUCUGAAGCUGCUGUGUCAUAUUCUUUGCCCUUCUGCCAGGGGGUGUACUUUUCAGCUCAUCAAUUUACACGGAAAUGGCUGAAGCUCCCUUUAACCCAUACCUACAAGUUGAAUGUAGGAGAUGAUAAGAGGUGGUAAGUGGUGGAUGCUUGUGGGACAGGGUGGGGAAUUAGGAUGCAGUGGGAUUAUUCAGAUGUAGUUUGAAGACUCAGGGAUAAGAAUCCUUAUGUGAACUCAGAAUGGGAAACAGAGUGGUUGCACCUCUGCACAGCAGAGCUGUUCUGCACAAGAAUGCGUAUGGUUUGAUACAGGGUAUUAUGUCAAACUAGUGCUUUGUGGACUAAUCAAAUCCAGUCUGUUGGUGAUCCAAAGGAAUGCUGUUGCUGCUGUGUGUGCAAAUUGGUCCUUUCUGUGGUGUCUUGUUUUUUGAAAUCAUGCAAUGAAAGGCAACUGAACAAACUGUGAUUUACAUUAUGGUGUUACUGUUUCUAAAUGAUGCAAAAACAACUCUCAGAGUUUGUACUGCUACUGUCUUUGAGUGAUGGUACACUGUAUGUUGCUACAAUCACAUGUCUGAGUGAAAGGAAAAACACAGCUGUUUACUUUUGACAGUAUGUCUGCAAAGACAUAUGAUAAUGUUGAUUCAUGGGCUGUCAAUUGUUCCGUCUGUCAAGUGCUCUGUCUAAAGGUUGGCUGAUGCGAUCAAGCCAAAGAACUUUAAAGGGAAAUGAGGAUUCAGCGCUCUCCCUCUCCCAGCACUGCUAGUUUUCUAAUGACAAGGAUAAACUCUCACUACCUGUCUGCAGAAAAGGUCACAUGGAAAACAGGGGUGGGAUGUCUGUCAGCACUGCACGUGAACAUCUUUUUCCUCCUAUCCUCAGCCAUCCUCACUCUUUCUCACCUGCUCUCUUCCUUCCAGGCAGAGGAGGACAGGACAGUCCUAAACAGAGAUUCUGUAAUACGGCAGACUGGUCAAAGUCUUGAGUGUUCCUUUGCUAAUUUUUACGGUCUACGGUUUCUCCUUAGUGCUGUGAAUCUGCCUUACUGUGACCUUCAAUGGGUUUAUGUGCCUUCAUCUAGAAACAUUAGAGUACCUGUUUGUGUGCAUGUGUGUGUGCAUGAGUGCGUGUGUGGCAUAUCAUGAUGACAGAUAGUGCAUUUCCUGACCUGUUGCUUGCUCAGCUGGUGGUAGAGAUUUCUCAUUGACAUAGAUUUGAUUCAAUGAUGUGGAAUAAAUAGAAUUUCUUCACUUUAAAA
Messenger RNA from Siniperca chuatsi (mandarin fish), 3590 nucleotides. It is a transcript of the gene ctxn2, whose product is annotated as cortexin 2. NCBI's taxonomy places the organism in Eukaryota, Metazoa, Chordata, Actinopteri, Centrarchiformes, Sinipercidae. The transcript has 2 exons. The coding region runs from base 1809 to 2054 and encodes 81 amino acids. The record is from RefSeq and is a predicted model, not a curated record.